Messenger RNA from Lindgomyces ingoldianus, 2405 nucleotides. RefSeq lists its product as uncharacterized. The record is from RefSeq and is a predicted model, not a curated record. The transcript is spliced from 2 exons. The coding region runs from base 304 to 1938 and encodes 544 amino acids. Lineage: Eukaryota; Fungi; Ascomycota; Dothideomycetes; Pleosporales; Lindgomycetaceae.
ACGCCCUCAGCCUCCUGCUCACCGUCUUGCCCCCCUCUCCCUUUCCCUCAGGCCUCUCCCUCUGCUCAUCAACCAACUCUAUAUUGCUGGCCGGUGCUCUGAAGUCAUCGGCCACUCUAUCCCGCGCCCUCGGUACCCCCCGCGACGUAUGACAGACACAGACAUGGUCAAAGCGCUGUCACAGACUCAUCGACAAUUACCAACCGCUCUGUUUGCAUCAUCAAACCGCACAGUGAGCACGCGACAACCCAACAGCUCGCCCUCUCCGGAGGUGGGAGUCUGUUAGGUAUCUUCAACUACGACAUGAUUAUCCCCCGCACUAUCUAUCAAGAGUCGCCGCCAGAACGACGCUCGCGCAUCUCCAAUAACCCGACCCUCCUCUUCAGUUGGUGGUGCACGAUCUUCUCUCUCGUUAUCAUAGGCUUCCGGCUCUCUGGCCGCUACAUCAGGAAUGAGAGACUCUUCCGGGAGGACAAGAUAAUGGCAUGGAGCAUCAUUCCGCUAAUGGCAAGAAUGGGCUUCGUCCAUGUGGUCCUCAUCUACGGCACCAACAACGUUGACGUUGAUGGACUAGAUGACCCACUAUUGCUUCACCAUCGAGAAAUUGGAUCAAAGAUGGUCCUCUGUGCUAGGAUAUUCUAUGCACUCUUCAUCUGGAUGGCGAAAUUCACCGUCUCCGAAUUUCUCAAGCGAAUGACGGAACGCUUUUGGAAGAAGGGCUACGAAAUGGGCCUACGAUUGAUUCGCGGCUUUCUGGUGGCCACUUUCAUCGCCGUCGUCAUAGGGACUUUGGCAGAAUGCGAUCCUUUUGAUCACUACUGGCAGGUCGUCCCGGAUGCUGGCCCGAAAUGCCGACAAGGCUAUGGGCAUUUGCUCACCAUGGGCGUGACUGAUAUCAUCACCGACGUCCUCCUUGUCUUGUUCCCGAUCCCGAUUAUUAUUCGAUCUGCCAUGCCCUUAAAGCGUAAGCUUUCCCUGAUCUCCCUUUUCUCGCUGUCCCUCAUCCUCAUUGGCAUCGCCGGCGCUCGAGUACCUUUGGUUAUUAAACGCUUUGGGUUGCAGCAGUUCCGCACUGUAUUGGCAUCCGUAGAAAUUCUUGCUGCGGCCGCAGUUUCUAACGCCAUCAUUCUUGGCUCCUUCCUUCGUGACCGAGGUAUCAAGAAAUCGAAGUAUAGGUUCGGUUCCGCGACCGACAGCAUGGAUCGCAGGUCUUCCACUCGUCGGCCAACCUUACAGCCAUGGGGAAGUGAUGAAGACUUAGCUCGAGAUCUGGGUUACCGGCCGAAUCCAGAGCUUACACAACAACCCAAUAGCGUGCCAAGGCCGGCUCCUGUUGCAGAUCUAGACCUCUUGUCGCCUCACGGAAAGCAUGUUCCCUUCCCAAACAGCAACUGGGCGUUCCCGAAUCGGCAGUCCGGGAUUUCACAGGAUAGCGAAGAGUCGGAUCUAAAAGCAAGGACCCCAGAGGACCCAAUGCCUAGCCCGCGAGAAUCAAGAGGAGCAGGGGGCAGGCGAGUUUCUUUCUUUGACGUGGGAGGAUUGUUGGAGGGAGGUUCGCAUUCAAGCACAACCACAUCACCCACAGAUUCCGUCAUCGCUCACGACUUCGCUGCGCCUCCGAGACGUGGAUCAAGAGCUUCGAACGGACUGUUCCCCAAUGGCCGGGCCCAUCCACCAUCGGCGCGGCGUUCCUCGCGUUUAUCACAACAGUCAGAGGACUAUGAAAUGACGGUCCGCCCAAGUCAGCAAUUACAAGAUCCAGGAGGACUGCUCUGCGAGAGCCACGAAUUAGCGGUCGAAGAAGAUACCUCGUCCCCUACCCCUCCCCAGCGUGCUCCAAUCGAACUCACCAUUACUGAAACUAGCCCCGGAAGUGUCUCAUCACUGCAAGAUGCUGGUGGUUUAAUCCCUUCUAAUAUUUUCAAGCAUUCUCAAUGAUACCCACCACCCGUAUACUGGCUUUCUUCAUUCACUGAGGCACGGUUUCCCGGGUUAGUCUAGCAUCUUGGUACUUUUUGUUUUUAGGUUUGCUGGGCUUUGAACUGGAUCAUUUCAUGCAUUUUCUGCUUAUUUCCUUGGCUCAAGAUAUCCCCGAAGACCACGGCGUCUACGGUUCUUACGAAUGAUGCGUCAUGAUCGAUUCUCUUAUGGUGUAAUUGGGCGACAUGCCAGGUUCCAGAUCUGAUGGCAUGGGUUGGAUAUAAUGUUUUUAGCGUUUGAGCCUUACGGCUCUCGAUCCGUGUGGUGUGAGAGUUAAGUCUCUUGGGUCCCUGUACAAUACUAUCUUCUGGGCACUUAUGGUUCCCAUGUGCUAGGAGCGUCGUGAAUGCGAUUUAGCGAUCUGGAACUUGGAGAUGGCUUGAUGAUUAUGAUGGAGCUCAAGCCAGGUAUAUGCAAUACAAUUC